Messenger RNA from Ascochyta rabiei, 405 nucleotides. RefSeq lists its product as uncharacterized. The transcript has 2 exons. The record is from RefSeq and is a predicted model, not a curated record. The coding region runs from base 1 to 405 and encodes 134 amino acids. NCBI's taxonomy places the organism in Eukaryota, Fungi, Ascomycota, Dothideomycetes, Pleosporales, Didymellaceae.
AUGCGAAAUGCUAGGAUGGUGUAUCUGGGUUGGCGUCCUGAAGAAGAGCAAUACCAGUUUUGGCGUGACGAGUCUUGGACCGUGAUGUUCAUGGCGUCGUUCCUUGACCAUGGUAUCAAGGUCGUCGACUUGAGGUGGAUGAUGAGCAUGAAAGGCUUCGCUCGCAUUUGGAUCUGGCGUUUGGAACACACUUGUGGUCUUCUGUGGUCUUCUGUCGCGGGGUUGCCGAUUGUGAGUAAUUGCGGAAGCGCUGGGGCACUCACCUCGAUGAGCACGCUGUCCGCAAGGGUGUCAUACUGCGCUCACUUGACAGGCGCGUCAAUAUGUCCAUCUUCGCCUUGGACGGAAACUUGCCUGAUAACAACUUGCCACAUUGAUCGAGUGUGCCUGUCCUUUCUACGAUGA